AGUCAGUACAGGGAUCCCAAAGGCUGUGGAAGUGGAAGCAGUGCUGGAUCCUGUGUCAAUGUGACAUUUCUCUGUGUGCAUCCCAUCCUGUGACUCCUGGAACCGUGUCACUGUACCUGGACUCGUCCUCUGAGGGUGAUGGGUAGGAAGGACUGUGUGGAAGCCUGGAAUGGAGCCGAGAAGUCAGACGCCCUGUGCACCCAUUCGGAGAGCAUUGGUUCGAAGGAAAAGAUGCAGGAACGAGGGCAAUGGAGCAAUAAAGUCGAGUUUGUCUUGUCCGUUGCCGGUGAAAUUAUUGGUCUCGGGAAUGUUUGGAGAUUUCCUUAUCUCUGCUAUAAGAACGGAGGUGGAGCCUUCUUCAUCCCUUAUCUAAUCUUCCUUUUCACCUGUGGAAUUCCGGUCUUCUUCCUUGAGACAGCACUGGGCCAGUACACCAGCCAAGGGGGUGUCACCGCCUGGAGGAAAAUCUGCCCCCUCUUUGAAGGCAUCGGCUAUGCCUCGCAGGUGAUUGAGUCCUACCUGAACAUCUAUUAUAUUGUUAUCCUUGCCUGGGCUCUCUUUUAUUUGUUCAGCUCAUUUACAGCCGACCUGCCUUGGGCUUCUUGCAACCACACCUGGAAUACAGAAAACUGUGUUGAUGACAUCAAAUAUUCUCAGAAUUAUACAGCAUCUCCAAAUGAUACUUCGCCAGUGGUGGAAUAUUGGGAGAAACGGGCACUUGGCUUGUCCUCCGGGAUUGAGCACCUGGGAUCGAUCCGCUGGGAACUGGCACUGUGUCUCCUCCUUGCUUGGAUCAUCUGUUACUUCUGUAUCUGGAAGGGCGUCAAAUCCACUGGAAAGGUUGUAUACUUCACUGCUACCUUUCCAUACGUGAUGCUGCUCGUCCUAUUGAUUCGAGGAGUGACGCUCCCUGGAGCCUACGAUGGGAUUGUGUAUUAUCUGAAUCCAGACAUCAGCCGGCUGAAGGACCCUCAGGUAUGGAUGGAUGCAGGGACUCAAAUCUUUUUCUCGUAUGCCAUCUGUCAGGGGUGUCUGACUGCACUUGGGAGCUACAACAAGUACAACAACAACUGUUACAGGGACUGCAUGGCACUGUGCUUCCUGAACAGCAUCACCAGCUUCGUGGCGGGCUUUGCCAUCUUCUCUGUUUUGGGGUUCAUGGCCCGGGAACAGGGGGUUCCUAUUUCUCAAGUGGCAGAGUCUGGUCCUGGACUUGCUUUUAUUGCCUAUCCGAAAGCUGUAACAAUGAUGCCUGUGUCACCUCUUUGGUCAUGCCUCUUUUUCCUUAUGCUCAUCUUCUUGGGACUGGACAGUCAGUUUGUCUGUGUAGAGAGCCUGGUGACAGCCAUUGUUGAUAUGUUUCCUGAGGUGUUCCGGAAGAAAUAUCGACGUGAAUUCCUCAUUCUGGCAAUAGCCAUCAUCUGCUAUUUCCUGGGACUUAUCCUUCUGACUGAGGGUGGGAUGUACGUCUUCCAGCUUUUUGAUUAUUAUGCUGCCAGUGGGACCUGCUUGUUGCUGGUUGCCAUCUUUGAAGUGGUUUGUGUCGGCUGGGUGUAUGGAGCUGAUCGAUUCUAUGAUAAUAUUGAGGAUAUGAUUGGUUAUCGGCCAUGGCCGCUGAUAAAGUUCUGCUGGUUGGUUGCCACCCCUGCUGUCUGUAUGGGCACCUUCCUCUUCUCCCUAAUCAAAUAUACACCCCUGAAGUACAAUAAUCGCUAUGUGUACCCACCAUGGGGUUAUGCUAUUGGCUGGCUCAUGGCUAUCUCCUCGAUGAUCUGUAUCCCGGUCUACGCCGCAUAUAUCAUGCUAAGGACCAAAGGUCCAUUCACACAGAGGCUGAAGCAGCUGGUGACCCCUCAUGCUGACCUUCCUCAGCCGAAGAAGUAUUUGUCAGACUGCGACAGCACUACCGGUAGGAAAUGUGUAGCAUUGAGCAUGGAAGUCAAGGAUGGACUUAUUGCUCCUGACAAAGAGACACGGUUCUGAUGCAGGAAGAAAAAUCCAGUACAGUAAUCCAGGGACCGGUUAAGAAGAAGGACUUUACUGCCCAGCCUAUAUAUGGACUUCUAACAGAACCUACAACUCAAACAUUUUACUUGUCUCAUCCUUUCCCAUGCUUUUGUAUCUUCACCAGUGGGUUGUGUCCCUAAAUCUAAAGCCUGGGUUCACCAAAUUAUGACAUAUAACUAACCUUCUGUGGGGGUUUAGCAGCCCUGGUUGUUAAUGGAAAAGUGGUGGUCCCAGAUACAUUUGAUACUUUUUUUAGAUCUUUUUUUUAAAAGAUGAGUAGACCACCAAUUGGUCUCCAGUUCUAGACCGUGUUGUCCACUGUCCGAUUUAGUGGGGCCUAUACAUGUGUCAGUUGGUCAUGCAGUUUUAUUAGUUUGAGUUGAAAGUGAGAUGUAGAUACAAUCAUAAAAAAGUGGCUACGUCAUCAUAUGGCUCUUUGGAAAAGUUGAAAGAUGUAAUAAUCAAAGAGCAAUGUCUUUCUCUAUUUUAAUAUUAUAUACAGCUGUUGGGUUCUAAUCAUGCCCAUUUUGAUCAAAGGAUCUUUUGUAUACAACAAGCAUUCAAAUCCAGUCUUAUCGUAGGACUAUCUGUGGGCCAGUUGUGUGAAAUAAUCAAAAGCAAGAAACAGUUGUAUUCCAUAUAAACCUUAUUGGACUGUAGAAUAGUUCUUAUCCAUUACCCUGUUUUUUCACCACGCCAAUAUUUUUUCACUUCCAGUAUAUCUUGAACUUAACAGCACAUACAGUAUAUGAAUUCUGAUGGAUUUCUGUUACAAGCAUUCGGCUACCACCAGAAGGCAGUGUGGUAGCAUUCCUCCAGCGUGCUCAGUGCCAGUGCUUUGUGUAUAACCAGGUGACCAACCCAGAGAUAUUAGAUGUUAUAGUAAAUAGAAAGUCACAUGGUUUUCUGGCAGUCCCUGGAAAAGCUAUAUUACUAGGUUUUAUAUUGACUUCAUAAAUAGGAGUGACUAGUUU
This is a messenger RNA of Rana temporaria (common frog), 2981 nucleotides long. RefSeq names its product sodium- and chloride-dependent betaine transporter-like. Bases 139 to 1983 code for a protein of 614 amino acids. Lineage: Eukaryota; Metazoa; Chordata; Amphibia; Anura; Ranidae. Gene Ontology annotation, cellular component: membrane. The transcript has 15 exons. Gene Ontology annotation, biological process: sodium ion transmembrane transport. The record is from RefSeq and is a predicted model, not a curated record.